AAACUGCACUUCAGCAGUCUGCCUCUGGAGUUGAAUAUACAUUCAAUUGUAAAAAGUGUUGAAUAUAGAAUAUGUAUACGUAUUCUCACCACUACCUUUGAAGAAUAGUGUGUUGCUGGAGCGCCACACGCCUCCCGAUGUGUGCCAGUGCCAGCUUCUGUCACUGCUUUCUUCUCCUCGGCUUCUCUCGACGCGCAUUGGACGGUUCACAGUGCGUAAGCUCCACUGAAACUGUAGCCUAUCGCCUGUCUACAUAAACAUCGAAAGAUGGAGGCUUGAAACCGGACUUUCGCUGAAUAUUUGAGCCACUUGGUGCCAAAGUGUAAUUGGAAGUGGCAUCUUGGCUCCGGGAUCGGACCUCUGCGUGUUCUGCUGCUGCUGGAGUUGCGCUCAGGACUUGCCUGGGAGUGGAUGUACGCUGACCAAUGUUGCUAUUUGAACUUCUUUACUUUUAUAUAUUAUAACAUACAUGAUGUUGUGCGGGAACUGCUUCUAUUCGUCCACAAGUGUCGGACUUUACGCACUGCAUAGCAGCCAACUUCAGGUGACUGGUGAUGCGGAGGAUACAGAGCAGACAAACUGAGGACAAGGGACUGAAUCCGUUUUCAGUUUGGCUGUUUUGGAGAAAAUCGUUUCGGAGUUUACUGAGAUCAUUUUGAAGAUGUAUCAAUAUAUAUGUUUUCCCUGGGUUUAUGCAAUUCCUCAGACAUAAUCUUCUUUCUUUUCGAAAAAUGCUUCAAAGAGUGAUGCAAAGCUGUGCGCAAGUUCUUUCUCUACAGUUCUUGAUUGUUCCAGACAAACACAAGUAGACAGGACUCAAGUGACAAGGCUUCAAAUGUGUUGUUCUCACAUAGUGAGCUUUUUUAGCACUUGCAAAUGACUGGAUGAAGCAUGGCGAUUUUACCAGAAAAGAUGAUUUUGCAAUUUUUACUAACGAUGCUACAAGUUGGAUUUUCUUCUUUGAAUUAAGCCAAUUGGCUUCCAUAACAAUUUUUCAAGGGGAUACUCGUUUGCCUAACGAGUCAAAGAAACAUGUUGCACAUCCUUGCGCUUCAGUCGGCGGUGUUACUUUUUGGAGUAGCCAACUGUCGAGUGUUAGAAGGACUACAGAGAUAUUCCUCCAUCCCCACAUACCUGCCUGUCAACUACCAGGUGCUCAACGCUGACUUGGCUUUCUUCCUGAAAGAAGCCAACCAGGACUUUAUGAGGAACUCUAGCCUGAUGUCGCGGACUGAGCCCUUCUUCAUCUACCAGGCCAGAAGUUUGCCCUCCAUCAACACCAGCUAUGGGCCUCUGUCUGUGGAGCAGCCUGUCCCGUUAGAGCUCCUACAGACCCCGGGGACGUUUCCCACCUCUUCUGUUUUUACCUUCAACUGGAAGGUGCAGACCUUCAUCAUGAAAACCAGGAUUCACUUGGCGAAGCCCAGGGUCCAGGUGCUGUUUUAUGUUGCCGGCAGGGACUGGGAUGACUACAGCGCCAUCGACAAGCUGCCCUGCGUGCACAUGUUUGCUUUCCAUGAGACCCAGGAAGUGCGUGGCAGUUGCCAGCUGAAGGGGGGUCUGGGUUUGUGCGUGGCCGAGCUGGAGCCCUUGGCCGGUUGGUUCAGCCCACCCAGCGUAGUGCCGGGCCGCCAGAAGAACCUGGAGAUGUCCGAGGGCACACCGGUGGAGCUGUACUACAUGCUGCAGUCCACAGAGGGGGGGGAGUGCCACUCAGAGGAGGCCAGGAAGGACAACAUCAUCCGCUCAAGCCAGGAGGGGCCGUUUGGUUCCUACACCUCCACACCGCUGCGGAGGAUCGGGGGUGUGAGGCUCUACCAGAACCCCGCUCCUCCACCCCUCGCUGAACACAGGCUGGAUAAUAACUUUAUGGUCCUGGUGCCAGCCUCACCCAUGAGACAGAGGGAAACCAUCUCUGCUUUCAUCAGCGUGGCAGCCUUCUCUCCCGUGGAGAUGUUUACUCUCAGGGUGAAGUUGAAAGAAGGAGUGACGUUUCUCGGGGCUCGUCCCAGCAAUCCCACUCAGUGGAUGGUGAGCCAGGAUGUGAGGAGCGAAGGCCACCGAGUGGUGACUCUUCACUGCCGCAGGAAGGAGUCGGGCUACGAUCAGCAAAGGUCUGAAAUGGGAGUUCAGAGGGUGCUCCAGGUGGAUCUGAAAAUGGAAAGCUUUCCGGAGCCGCUGGGCAGCCGAUGGAUGGCCUGGCAGGUGGAGUACCCGUCCAGUCGUGCUGCCACACAAGAGGCUGAGACGGAGAUCAAGCUGGCGCAGGAGGACCUGGCGGGCAUCGUGCCACUGGCCAUGGACUCUGAGAUUUUGAACACGGCGGUGCUGACCGGGAAGACAGUGGCUGUGCCAGUGAAGGUGGUGACCGUUGGAAUAGACGCUUCUGUUACUGACAUCUCGGAAGCAGUCAAGUGUAGCUCUACAGACGAAGAUGUGGUCAAGGUGUCGGACAGGUGCGACUAUGUUUUUGUUAACGGCAAGGAGAUGAAGGGCAAGGUGAAGAUGAUGGUGAACUUCACCUACGGAUACCUGAGCUCUCAACUGGAGCUCAAUGUGUGGAUCCCUCGACUCCCCCUCCAGAUUGAAGUGUCAGACACCGAGCUGAGCCAGAUCAAAGGGUGGAGAGUACCUGUCAUGGCCACCAGUCAGAGGUCCACACAGGACAGCGAGGACGAGGAUGAUGAGGACAGACGUGGACGAAGCUGCACUCUUCAGUACCAGCACGCCAUUGUCAGGGUCCUGACACAUUUUGUGGCUGAGUCAGCAGAUCCCCGAGGCCAGACCAGCUUCAUGCUGGGCACUGAUUGGCAGGUGGACAUCACAGAGCUGGUGUGGGACUUCCUGAAGGUGGAGGACCCCCAAAUUGCAAAGAUACUGGACAGGAGGAUACUGGUGGGGCUGAACAUGGGGAUGACCACUAUCCAGGUGUUGUCUCCUCUAUCCGACUCCAUCCUGGCAGAGAAGACUGUCACAGUGGUGGAUGACAAAGUGACCAUCACAGAGUUGGGGGUCCAGCUGGUCACGGGCCUCUCUAUGAGUCUGCAGCUCAGUACAGGAAGCAACAGAGCCAUCCUGGCUACCACCACAACACAGGAGAUUCUGCAGAGCCCCAAACAGGAAGCCUUGAUCAGCGCCUGGCUACAGUUUAGUGACGGCUCUGUGGCUCCUCUUGACCUGUAUAAUCCAGAUUUUUUUGUCCUGACGGCCACAUCCCUCGAUGAAGAGAUUGUGACAGUGCAGCAGAACCCCUCGUGGAAAUGGCCUGUGAUAGUGACGGAGGCGGAGGGCCAAGGCCUGCUGGUCAGGGUGGAAAUGACUGUUUGCGAAACCUGUCAGAAGUUUAAGCGCCGCAGCAUCCUGGCCGCGGGUAACUGUAACGUCAGAGUGAAGUUUGGUCGGAGUGACAGCGCGAGGGGAAGGGGCAGCGACUACAGCCCUGAUGUAGACGAUAUGGAGAACAGAGGCAGGCUCUCCCCCUCCCAGGACGUGACCGGCCCUAUCACACACUACUAUGGCAGCUCCAUCUCUGACAUGGAGGAUGGGGUGUUAAGGAGAGCCACCACCACUAGAAGUGCCAUAUUGCACAGACCAAACGGGGAUAAACGUUCAGAUGAUCAUAGCCAGAACAUGCCAAUUGACUUUGCUGACUUCCCUGCACAAGUGGACCUGCCCCGUGGCCGCAAUAUAGAUGAUGACCUUAUUCAGACCGCUCGUGGACUUACAGAUCUGGAGAUCGGCAUGUAUGCCCUGCUGGGGGUCUUCUGCCUCGCCAUCCUGGUUUUUCUCAUCAACUGCAUCUCCUAUACGCUGAAAUACCGCCACAAGGAGCUCUCGAUUGAAGGCCAGGAGAACAUGAACCAUGCUCAUGAUUGGGUAUGGCUUGGCAACGAGGCAGAGCUGCUCGAGAGCCAGAUCAGCCUGUCGCCCCAGCAGGAGGAACAGACCUCUAUGAUAGACUCCAGCAGCGGGCUGGAGGAAGGAAGCCACCUGCUGAACGGGGGAUCGGCCCAGAAGAACGUGCAGGGCCAAGUGCACCGGGGAGCAGAUACAGGGUGCACAGUCAAGGACAGUAAAGGAGACUCCCCCACCACCAAGAGGAAGAGAGUCAAGUUCACCACGUUCACCACCAUCCCCUCGGACAGUAGCUACCCCACUGUUAACACACUGACUGGGAGCCACUGCCAGGACAUUAAGUGGGUGUGCCAAGAUGUGGAGCUGGGAGACUCCAAGGAGUUGCGCAAUUACAUGGAAAGGUUAAGUGACAGUGCUUUAAAAGAGGUGGCAUAAUGAACUGCGUGCACUUGUAACAAACUCACCCUUAUGCCUUUCAGAGGACAGUGGGUCUGGACUGAAACCGGAACCGGAAAUUGACGUCAGAAUCAUCCCAAACUGCCAAAGGGUCAUUAUAUUAAAGAGGAUUGUGGUGAUUCCACAAGUGACUGAUGAUGAAUCAUUUAUGGAAAAAAAAAAGUCAAUGAAAGAGGACGUCACGUGAUUCUUUUGUUCCUUUGUUAAUCAGAUGAUUAGCUUUUGAUCGUUAAUUUUAAUACUACAGGGUUUAGAUAGGAUGAACCCAGGACUAGCAGCAACUACGACGUGUACAAUUCAGACGACAUGUAGAUUUUAAAACAAACCGUAAGAUGGCUAGAUAGAUGUUCCGGAUGUGUGUGCACAUUAAAUGAUUUUGGAAGUUUUGUAACAUUUUGGAUUUUAAUUUCUUACGUCAGAUCAUUAAUCUGUGGAAGAGUUCUGUAAAAGCCAAAGCAAGCGAUGAGACAUUUCUGCAUGUAGAUGAAAAAAAAACAAAGGCACAACUUUCUGGUUCAUUCUCCUUAACACAGCAGAAAGCCUGUUCUGUACAGUCUCCAAAGCAUUGUAUUGUUGCUCUGUAUCUUGUAUUUUCAUAACAUUUAAGAAAUACACAACAAUAUCAAGAGUGUGUAUCAGCUUUUCUU
Gymnodraco acuticeps is the source of this 4958-nucleotide messenger RNA. Its product is annotated as transmembrane protein 132C. The transcript is spliced from 9 exons. The record is from RefSeq and is a predicted model, not a curated record. Lineage: Eukaryota; Metazoa; Chordata; Actinopteri; Perciformes; Bathydraconidae. Bases 1033 to 4290 code for a protein of 1085 amino acids.